CAAGCGUCGUGUGUUGUUGUGAUAGGCUGUAGUUUUUAAAACUAGGCAUUAAAACAAAAAUAAACUCACAAUCACAGUGGAAUGGAAAGGAUACACACUAACAAGCAUGCAGCCAAUGCUGUGGAUGACUAUUUAGAAUACAAAAGAAUUGUAGGGGAAGAUGAUGGAGGGCAGCUGUUUUCAGAGGACGAAUUCAAGAAAUACAAAGAAACAGUGGUGCCACGAAGAAUACAGAACCGACUUUAUGUCAGUUUUGGUGUCCCGGGACAGAUAGACUGCAAACUCAUUGGACCGGAAACACCUUGCUUUUGUACACAUAGAUAUAAACAGCACCGCACAGACUUUGAGGAGUUGUCAAAAGAGAGACCGAUUCUCCUGCCCUGUAGAGCCAGAGGUUGUCAGUGCGUGUCCUAUCAGUAUGUGCAUAUCAACGGAUCUAGGCCAGUACGCUGCCAGUGCAAGCACACAACCAGUGAGCACAGCGAGGCUCCAGAUCACCUAUGCAAAAAAUGCUCUGACUGCCGUGGCUAUCGAAGUCCGUUCACCUGUGGAUGUGGUCAGCCUGCAUAUGCCCAUGUGACGAUGGUCGAAACCAGGGAUGAGCGUGUGGCACGGGGUCAUCCAGUGGGCAGAGAUGUUCCCUAUGCGGCCAUGGGAGGCCUGACUGGGUUCAGCUCACUGAUAGAUGGCUACCUGAGACUGGAUCCCAGUGGUAUAGGUCAAAUAUGUAACCCCGCAGCACAUGAAGAGGGAAGAAAAUGUGAUGGAAGAGAUGGAAGAGUCAUCCAUCAAUCUAACAAGAAAAACUGAUUAAAAUUGAAAGAUCUAAGAUGUGAG
Messenger RNA from Paramisgurnus dabryanus, 837 nucleotides. It is a transcript of the gene fam221a, whose product is annotated as family with sequence similarity 221 member A. The record is from RefSeq and is a predicted model, not a curated record. Lineage: Eukaryota; Metazoa; Chordata; Actinopteri; Cypriniformes; Cobitidae.